Messenger RNA from Taeniopygia guttata (zebra finch), 6542 nucleotides. The record is from RefSeq and is a predicted model, not a curated record. NCBI's taxonomy places the organism in Eukaryota, Metazoa, Chordata, Aves, Passeriformes, Estrildidae.
CCCGGCCCGGCCGCCCCCGGCCCCCCCCGGCCCCCCCGGCCCUCGAACCCGCCCGGCCCCGGGGGGCGCCGCCCCCAUGGACAGGAACUACCCCGGAGCCGGGUUCGGGGACCCGCUCAGCGCCGGGCCCGGCUGGAGCUACGAGCGCUCGGCCAAGGCCAGCCUGGUGUACGGGGGCUCGCGGGGGUCGCACCCCGACCCCGACCUGCUGCACCGACAGCCCUACGGAGCGCCCCACCCGCUGCAGGGCUAUGCGGCCAACCACCACCCGCCAGGGCUGUCGGGGCUCUUCGAGACGGGGCUGCACCACGCGGGGGGCGCGGCGCCCGACGCCUCCGUCAUGAACCUGAUCUCGGCGCUGGAGUCGCGCGGGCCCCAGCCCGGCCCCUCGGCCUCGUCCCUCCUGUCCCAGUUCCGCACGCCCUCCUGGCAGACCGCCAUGCACACUCCCGCUCCGGCCGAGCUCUUCAUCUCGGGAGCCCUUCCCGGCUCGGGCACCUUCCCGUCCUCCUCGGCGCUGGGCCCGUACCAGCACCCGGCGUCCUUCGGCGGCCGCAGCUUCCCGGUGGGCUCCCCGCUGAGCCUGCCCGAGGCCGCCUUCAGCCCCGGCUCCAACGGGCUGCUGUCGCCGCACGACCCGCUGCUGCACAUCAAACCGGCGCAGCCCGCCGUGCCCUCCUCGCUGGGCUUCGACCGCCUGGGCUCGGCCGUGCUGGGCUCGGCGCUGCCGGCGCAGACGCCUCCGUACCGCCCGGCGCCCGGUUCCUCGCAGUUCAACCUGCUGGCGGCCGCCGAGCAGCCGCCGCAGCUCUACAACGCGCCCGUUUUCGGCGGCGCCAACGCGGCGGGCGGCGGCGACCGCGCCAUUUCGCGGCAGGACAGCGUCAUCAAGCACUACCAGCGGCCCGGAGCGUCGCAAGCGCAGCUGCCGCCGACGCCGGGGCUGCAGCACUACCUGAGCUGCGGCGGAUCCUACCAGCAGGUGCCGGCGCACCGUGCCCCGCUGUCCUGCAGCCCGCUGGGCGAGCAGUCGCCCGCCAGCUCCGAGGGCUCGCAGCAGCCCCCCAAGGCCGCGCCCGCCGCGCCGCGCCCCGAGCCGGGCUACCGGCCCAUCAUCCAGUCUCCCGGCUACUCCGGCGGCGCCGGCGGCGCGGCGGGCAACGGCGGCGCGGCGGGCGGCAACGGCGGCAAGUCCAAGAGCUACUCGGCGUCGAGGCAGCCGCCGCCGCGCUCCACCAACACGCCCAAGUGCCAGAGCAGCUACACGCCCGGCACGCCCAAGCCCAGCUCCGUCAUCGCCAGCCAGUCGCCGGCCUACUCGCCGGGCCAGCCGCCCCAGAGCCUGCUGGCCAUGGGGGCAGCGCCCGGCUACACCGCGCCCGGCGCGCCCCAAAGCCUGCCCGGCGCGGCGCAGCCCGCGGGGGGCUUCAGCGGAGGGCAGGGCGGCGACCUGGGCGGCAAAGCCGGCGGCUACCAGGGCGGGGGGCAAGCCGGCGGGCAAGGGGGGCUGCAGCCCUGCGUCAGCGGCGCCGGCACCUACUCGCCCGAGCAGCUGCAGGCGCUGCCCUACGGUGUGCAGCCCGAGGGAGGGCAAGCGGGGGGCUACGGACCCCCGGCCCCCUCGCAGGGCUUGCCCACCGCCAGCCCCUCGCUGAGCUACAGCACCGGCCACUCGCCCGCCAUGCCCGGCCCGCCGCUGCCCUACGCCGGCCUGGGGGGCUCCAGCCCCUCGCCCAUCAUCCGCCCGCUGCAGUCGCCGCCGGCCGCCCGGCCGCAGAGCGGCGCGUCGCCGGGCCAGUCGCAGAAGUACCUGGGCUCGGUGCUGUCGCCGUCCUUCAUGGCCCCGCAGGGCUACGGAGCCGCUCCGGGCGGGGGGCUGGAGCGGCAGCCGCCCCCCGCCCCGCCGGGGGCACCCCCAAAUUUCGGCAAGGGGGCGAAAGGCGAGGCGGAGCUGCUGGCGGCGGAGCGCAGCGAGGACGAGGAUUUCCUGAUCCAGCACCUGCUGCAGGCGCCCAGCCCGCCCCGAGAGGGGCUGGGGGGCUGCGAGGAGCGCCCCAAAACUCUGGGGGGCUACGGGGGCGCGCUGGGCAAGGAGGAGCGGUACCAGCUGCAGAGCGUCAUCCGGCCCAACUCCAACCUGGAGGCGCCGCUGGAGCUGGCGCUGCUCAAGGAGAAGAAGAAGCCGGAGAGAGGAAAAGAGUUUCGGGGGGCCAGCGGAGGAGGAGGAGGAGGGGGCGGCGAGGUGGCGGCCACCUCGGUGGUCCACUACGGCCACCAGCCGCCGCCCACGCUGGACACCUACGAGCUGAAGAAGCCGCCCGAGCACCUGCCCGGCGGCAAGGAGCUGGGCCCGCCGCCGCCGCCGCACUCCUACCUGCCCAAAACCCCCGAGCACGGGCGGCUGGUGGGCGAGGGACCCCCGCUGGAGCCCCACAACCUCCUGCUGGACCCCUCCCCGGAGCUGGGGGGCUCGCUGCUGCCCUCGGUGCUGACCCACACGCAGAGCCAGCUGCACGGCCGGCCCAAGGGCAGGGCCCCGCUGGACGUUCACCUGCUGGAGCAGCAGCGGAUGCCGCCGCCCCCACCGCCGCCUCCGCCGCCCCCCGCCGCCCCCUCGGCCGCCGCGGCCCCUCCGGCCGCCCCCUCCCCGCAGCUGCUGCUGGAAGCUCACCUGCACCAGGUGCGCUCGCAGGGGUUGGACCCCCAGGCCCCGCCGCCGCUGCCCCCCGACUCCAUGGAGGUGCUGCCCCCUCCCCAGGAAAUCCAGGACUUCUUGGAGCCCCCCUUGGGCCUGGAACCGCACCUGGGGCAGAGCGCGGGGGUGCAGGGACCACCCGGGCACCUGCUGGACCCCGAGGGGGGCGUCCCGGCCGUGCCCCCCGAAGCCAAGGACCAGUUUUCGGAAGGGGGGAGCCCCGCGGGGGGCAAGGGGCGCUUCGUGCCCCUCACCUCCAUCUGCUUCCCGGACGCUCUGCUGCAGGACGAGGACCGCGGCUUCUUCCCCGGCAUGGAGGACAUGUUCGGACCGCCGCCCGAGGAUUUCCCCAAGCCCAGCGAGGAGGAGGAGGAGGAAGGCAGCGCCAACGCCGCCGGGCUGGAGGCGCGGCCCGAGGCGAUGAAACCGCCGCCUCCGUACGACAUGGGGCAGAGCUACCCCUCGUUCUGCCCGCAGGACGGAGGGGCCGCCGGGGAUCCCCCCCAGCUGGGGCUGGAGCCCCCCAAACACGAGUUACCCUCCACGGUGAACGCAGAACCGCUGGGCUUAAUCCAGAGCACCGGCGACGGGGGUCCCAAACCGCCCCCUCCUCCUCUCAGCACCCCUUUAUUCUGCUCCUCCAAACCCAAAAAGCUGCUGAAAACUUCAUCCUUCCACCUGCUGCGCAAGCGGGACCCCUUCCCACCCCCCAAAAAGACCUACGCGCAGGAGUACGAGUUCGAGGACGACGAGGAUAAAGCCGACGUGCCCGCCGACAUCCGCCUGAACUCGCGGCGCCUCCCGGACCUGCUGCCCGACCUCAUCUCCAGCUGCCGCCGGGCCCCGCUCACCCCCAUGGGCGACAUCGACUUCUGCCCGCACCCCGGGGCGCACCCCGCGCCCAAGAAGCGCGGCCGCAAACCCACCAAGCCCAAGCGGGAAGGGCCCCCCCGGCCCCGGGGCAGGCCCAGGAUCCGGCCCCUGGAGCCCCCCGGCUUCCCCGAGGGAGCCAAGAGGCCGCGGGGACGGGGCCGGGGCCGCGGCAAGAAGGGCGGAGAGGAUGGAGAGGGCGUGGAGCCGCUGCGGCCGCUCAAGAUCAAGCUGGCCGUCUCCAAGCCGGACGCCUCUCCCGGCUCCGUCCCCGGCUCCGUCCCCGCCAUUCCCGGCUCCGUCCCGGCAGCACCGGGCCCGUUCACCGAGGCACCGCCACCAUCACCGAACCGCGCCAAACCGCCGCAACCACCACCGCAACCACCACCGCAACAACAACCACCGCAACAACCGCAGCAGCGUCUGCGCGAGGCCGAGGAGAAGCAGCCCGAGAUGAAGUUGGGUUUCAUGGCUUCAUUCCUGGACUUCCUGAAAUCCGGCAAGCGCCAAGCGGCACCGCCCGGCAAAGCGCCCAAGGGCGGCGCGGCGCCCCCCGGCUUCGCCCCCGCCGUGCUCGGGGGGUCCCUGGAGGGCGGCGAGGCCGAGGGGACGCUGGUGAUGGCGUGUCCUUCGCCCUGCAAGCGCCUGGACGAGGAGCUGAAGAGGAACCUGGAGACGCUGCCCUCCUUCUCCAGCGACGAGGAGGACUCGGUCAGCAAGAACCAGGACCUGCAGAAGAGCAUCAGCUCCGCCAUCUCGGCGCUGGACGAGCCCCCCGAGCGCAGGGAGCCCCCCGAGGCGCACGGUGAGAAGACCUGCCAGGGCUUCAUAGGGACCUUCCAGGACCUGCAGAAGAGCAUCAGCUCGGCCAUCUCGGCGCUGGACGAGCCCCCCGAGCGCAGGGAGCCCCCCGAGGCGCACGGGACCUACCAGGACCUGCCAGGGGUUCAUAUGGACCUGCCAGGACCCAUGAACAGCCUCCAGGGCUUCAUAGGGACCUGCCAGGACCUGCGGAAGAGCAUCAGCUCGGCCAUCUCGGCGCUGGAUGAGCCCCCCGAGCGCAGGGAGCCCCCCGAGGCGCACGGGACCUUCCAGGACCUGCAGAAGAGCAUCAGCUCCGCCAUCUCGGCGCUGGACGAGCCCCCCGAGCGCAGGGAGCCCCCCGAGGCGCACGCCCCGCCGGGGUCCCCUCCCGGUACCGGGACCGGGGCCGGGACCGGGGGGUCCCCGAGCCCCCCCCGGGGGUCCCCGGAGCCGCCGGAGCCGCCGGAGCCGCCGGAGCCGCCGGAGCGGCCGCUGCACCUGGCGCAGAAACAGGGAACGGCCGCCGUGUGCGGGGACACCAGCGACGAGGAGGAGAGCGGGGGAGAGGGGAUAUUCCGGGAGAGGGACGAGUUCGUGGUGAGGGUGGAGGAUAUCCCCGCACUCAAGCUGGCGCUGCAGACGGGCCGGGAGCCGCCGCCCAUCUGGCGGGUGCAGAAGGCGCUGCUGCAGAAAUUCACCCCCGAGAUCAAAGACGGGCAGCGGCAGUUCUGCGCCACCAGCAACUACCUGGGCUAUUUCGGGGACGCCAAGCACAGGUACCAGCGGCUCUACGUCAAGUUCCUGGAGAACGUCAACAAGAAGGAUUACGUGAGGGUCUGCUCCCGGAAACCCUGGCACCGCCCGCUGGCGCUCAGGAGACAGCCCCACCCCAAGCCCAGCGCCCCCAAAGCCCCUCCCCCGCCCCGCCCCGAGCCCCCCGACAAACCCCAAAAAGCCGAAAAAACCCCCAAAUCCGACAGAGCCCAAAAAGCCGAGCGGCCCCCCCGGAGCGACCCCCCCGCCCCCCCCCCCCCGCGCCCCCGCCCCCCCCCCGCGCCCCCCAAAUCCAAACCCAAACCCCCCAAAGUGAAGGCGGAGCCGCCCCCCAAAAAACGGAAAAAAUGGCUCAAGGAGGCGGCCACGAGCUCCGAGUCCGAGUCCAGCCCCGACCCCCUGAGCGAGGAGGAGCGGGCCCCGCCGGGGCGGGUGCUGAACACGCGGGCCAUGAAGGAGAUGUACCGCAGCUACGUGGAGAUGUUGGUCAGCACCGCCCUGGACCCCGACAUGAUCCAGGCCCUGGAGGACACCAACGAUGAGCUGUACCUGCCCCCCAUGCGCAAGAUCGACGGGAUCCUCAACGACCACAAGAAGAAGGUGCUGAAGAGGGUGACCCUGAACCCCAGCCUGCAGGAGGCGCUGCACACCUUCCCGCAGCUCCACGCCGAGCCGGGCGAGUCUCUGGUGCGGCUGCGCCCGGGGGGGGACCCGUACAACCGCAAAACGCUCAGCAAGGUGAAACGCAGCGUGGGCAAGCCCCAGGAGUUCAAGGUGGAGGUGGAGAAGUCGCUGCUGUACACGCUGUACCACUCCCUGCACCACUACAAGUACCACACCUUCCUGCGCUGCAAGGACGAGACCACGGCCAUCGAGGGCCGCGCGGAGGACCUGGGGCAGGAGGAGGUGGUGCAGCGCUGCAUGCGCAACCAGCCCUGGCUCGAGCGCCUCUUCGACUCCUUCAGCGACCUGCUGGCGCAGGCGCGCGCCAAGUGCGCCUGAGCCCCCGCACCGCGACGGGGACACCCCCAAAUGGGACCUGGAAACGGGGUGACACCCCCAAACGGGACCCCAAAAACGGCCUGGUACCCCCGAAAACAGGACUGGGACAGGGACACCCCAAACGGGACCUCGGAAAUGGGGUGACACCCCCUAAAACGGGACCUGGGAACGGGGGACACCUUCAAAAAUGGGACCUCGGGAACGGGGGACAUCCCCGAAAACGGGACUGUAAAAAAGGGUGACGCCCCCAAAAACGGGACCCCAAAUACGGCCUGGCACCCCCAAAAACGGGACCCCAAAUACGGCCUGGCACCCCCGAAAACGGGACCCCAAAUAUGGCCUGGCACCCCCGAGAAUGGGACCCUAAAAAGGGGGUGACACCCCCGAAAACGGGACC